This is a messenger RNA of Thelazia callipaeda (thelaziosis nematode), 1668 nucleotides long. NCBI's taxonomy places the organism in Eukaryota, Metazoa, Nematoda, Chromadorea, Rhabditida, Thelaziidae. The record is from the annotation of a GenBank genome assembly.
UUGGCUUCAUCACAGGUUUCAUCGCAAAGAUCUGUUGCGACAGAUGAAAUCAGAAAGUGUUACAAUAAACUUGACUUGGAUUAUAAAAGCACAAAACAAGCUUUCAAAGGCAAAAAAACGAGAGAACUAAUUCGAGGUAUGAUUGUCCUUCCUCUCUGUUCUGUAGAGAUGUUACGGAAAAAGGAUGAAAUGAUGAUGGUUGGGUUGAAGAAAAUACUUGGACAACGGUUAUUCAGAACCCUUCUGCGACUAACAUUUUUUGGACAGUUUGUUGGAGGCGAAACAGUAGACGAAGUGAAGAAUACGAUGAUCAAGUUGAAAAAAUGUGGUGUAAAGUCGAUUUUGGACUACUGUGUAGAAGCAGAUAUUUCUCCUGGUGAAGCUGAAAAAAAAGCUGUAGAAGGAAUUGUUGGAGGUGAACCUGUGGAAAGUGUUGUUGACAAAAAAACAGUGGAAGAAACGCGACAACGUUACACAGUCCACAAAGAAUUUGGUGAUCGCCGUAAAGACGUCGUUAGUGCUAGGACGUAUUUUUACGAAAGUGAAGCACAGUGCGAUCGAAACUGUGACGUGUUCUGUGCAAGUGCAGAUGCUAUCGCUUCGGCCGUUGGUAGUGAUGGAAUUAAUUGCAUCAAGUUGACAGCUUUAGGAAGACCUCAGCUACUUUUGAAACUUACAGAAUUGAUAGCACAAUCAAAUAAUUUUUACAAAACGUUGAUUGGUUCGACUUGGGAAGAUUUGUUGCUCAGUAAAAUCAAAAAGGAAGAAUUUUUGCAAAAAGUUAAGACGUGGUUAAAAACAGUGGAUUUUGACGAAUGUGGUUUCGUUGAUUUCUAUGAUUGGGGCAAACUAAUUGAGGAACAUAAACAGCUUCACCAAAUGUUUCAAGUAAUGAAAUACGAUCAAUAUUAUCUUUUGGAAUCAAAUAUCAUGAAAGAGAAUAUGAAAUCAGAUACUACCCUAAUUAUUGAACAUGGAAAAAAACAGAAUGUGCGAAUAAUGAUUGAUGCUGAACAGACUUAUUUUCAACCCGCCAUUUCAAGACUAACGAUGGCAAUGAUGAGAAAAUACAACAAAAAGUUUGUUUUGGUUUUCAACACAUACCAAGCUUAUCUGAAAAAUUGUUUGCGAGACAUUGAAUUGGACUUGCAUUUGGCUCAACGGGAGAACUUCCAUUUCGGAUGUAAAGUUGUUCGUGGAGCAUAUAUGGAACAAGAAAGAAAACGUGCGAAGGCUUUAAAUUAUGAAGAUCCAAUUAAUCCCAAUAUUGACGUAACAGCAGAUAUGUACCGACAAGUGGUGCAACGAAUCCUCCGCGAUCGUCAAGAAAGAGGUCCAGGAAGUGUGUCAGUAAUGAUUGCAACACAUAAUGAAGAAACCAUAAGACAUGUUGUUGAGAUGAUGGUUGAGACUGGCAUAUCACCUUCAGAAAAGACCGUCUGUUUUGCGCAGCUUUACGGAAUGUGUGACCAGGUUUCAUAUUCACUUGGACAAGCUGGUUAUUCAGUGUAUAAAUAUGUGCCUUAUGGACCGAUUGAAAAAGUUUUGCCGUAUCUUUCUCGUAGAGCACAAGAAAAUGGUUCCGUUUUUGGCAAAGUGAAAAAAGAAGUUUCUUUGCUGUUCAGAGAAGUAUUGCGAAGAAUUCUAACUCUUAAUGGAAGAUUUUGA